This is a messenger RNA of Fusarium oxysporum Fo47, 1692 nucleotides long. Its product is annotated as HCO3 transporter family-domain-containing protein. Bases 28 to 1692 code for a protein of 554 amino acids. NCBI's taxonomy places the organism in Eukaryota, Fungi, Ascomycota, Sordariomycetes, Hypocreales, Nectriaceae. Gene Ontology annotation, molecular function: solute:inorganic anion antiporter activity. The record is from RefSeq and is a predicted model, not a curated record. The transcript has 8 exons. Gene Ontology annotation, cellular component: plasma membrane. Gene Ontology annotation, biological process: monoatomic anion transport; monoatomic ion homeostasis; transmembrane transport.
UUCCUUUUGGAGCACGCAUCUGCCAAAAUGUCGAAUGGGACAGAGGCUGGCAACUCGUCCAGUGAUGCCACGCUGACACAGGAAAAAACAAACUUGUCCUAUACCUACAACAACAGGCGGGGAUGGCGACGUUGGCGAAUCCUCCAUCCCGGUAGAGGGAUGUACCAUGAUGUCAAGCGCAGACUGCCUUACUAUUGGAGCGAUAUUGUCGAUGCCUUUACCUAUCGGACUGUUGCUAGUACGAUCCGCAUGUACUUUGUCAAUCUUCUUCCAGCCAUUGCAUAUACCCUCGACAUGUACCGCCGAACAGGACAAUUCUUCGGCAUCAAUGAGGCACUAUUCUCUUCCGCCAUGGCUGCCAUGGUCUUCAGUUUGUUUAGUGCCCAGCCACUGACCAUUGUUGGCGUGACGGGUCUCAUCGCCCUGUUCAACUUCACCAUAUAUGAUAUCAUUAGCACAUACGACGUUUCCAUCUACCCUCAGUUCAUGGCAUGGACAGGUAUAUGGGCGGCCAUUUUUCACUGGCUCGCCGCCAUCUUCAACACAUGCGACUAUAUGCGGUAUGUGACGGAUUUCUCGAGCGAGUCAUUCGUUAAAGGAGUCGAGGAACUUGUCAAUGAGUUCAAUCAAGGGGGACCCGCAGCAGGAUACUUAGCCUGUAUCAUCGCCAUACUCUACUUUGCAACCGUCUAUGCUCUCGAGAAGUUGGGGUCUAGUACAGUAUGGAAAGCGGGAGUCCGCUCAAUUCUGGCUGAUUAUGCCUACGCAUUUGGAACACUGUUCUGGGUAGGCUUCUCCCAUUUUCCUGGUACACUCAACUCAACACAAGUUCAGCGAGUGCCUGUUACAAGAGCCUUUUAUCCUACUCAGCAAAGGAGCUGGCUUAUCGACUUCUGGAAUUUGGAUGUUAGAUGGAUAUUUGUUGCUAUGCCAUUUGGGUUCUUAACUAUGCUUUUAUUUUAUUAUGAUCAUUAUCCCCUGAAGAAGCCUGGCGGCUUCCAUUGGGACUUCUUCCUUCUCGGUUGCACAACGUUCAUUUCAGGCAUCCUCGGAUUGCCUAUGCCCAACGGCCUUGUACCUCAGGCACCUGUUCACACAGACUCGUUGACGGUUUACGAGACCGAUCUGGAGAUCAUCUCGACAACAGCGCGUAUCGCACUUCCUGAUGGGCUUGGGAUUGAUUGGAACUAUGACGGGCCUCUCUUGGUGAUUCUCCACGUCAUGCCAGCGGCGGUAUUUGCUGGCGUGUUUUUCAUUGUCGGGUGGGGUUCUAUUGAAUCCAAUGGUAUCCUUCAGAAGUUGAUCUACCUCCAAUCCGAAAGACGAUUCAUACAGCGCGAUGAUCCCAUGCUACGCGUUCGAAGGCGCAAGAUCAUUCUCUUUAUUGGGCUGCAAUUGGUUGGUGUCGCGGCAUGUGUGGCCGUCUCUCAUACGCUCGCAGCCAUUGGCUUUCCCAUUCUGAUCAUCCUUUUGAUUCCUCUGCGCAUCCUACUUGUGCCUCGAUGGUUCACGCUCCGGGAGCUUCAGAUUUUGGAUGACUUCACGGCGACCAACAAAAUGGUUCUGGCAAGUCUAGGUGGUAAACCUGUGCUACCAGAGCAUUCGAAAGAGGAAGAUUGGGGACUUGAGAGGCGACGGAGUGAGGCUCGACAUGGUGUACCUCGCCAACGGGCGGGAAGCAUCCAUCGAUAA